UUGAAAGAGGACAGCGGUUCCUAUCCCCAAGUAGUGAACAAACUUGGAUACCAGAGUAUUGCUGCUCAACUUGCUUCUGGCUUUCCGCAGCCGCUCGCGGUUGGUGCCUCUUAUCCAAAGCCGGCUCCGGGUUCGACAAACUACACGAACACGGGCUCAGCGAUGGCAAUCAGCACCGGUCAACCAGGAAUGUCUGUUGGGAAUUCGGCUGUUCCUCAGCACCAUCCUCAUCCGCAAAUGCACUAUUCCCGCUAUGAUCAAGAACGUUUUGCCAGUGGUAGAGAGGAAACAGCUGGCUUCCGGAUCGACACAAUGGCCACGUACCAUGGCAAAGCACUGGCUUCAAUGGUUACAGGCGGUGGGUCCAGUACGCCUGGGCCGGCUGGUGACGCACCUUCCACAGGUGGCAGACAAUCUUUUCUGCGGUCUACGGCUGGUUCGGAAAUUUCGUUACCGGUACAAGACCCUCCGGUACCGAGAGAUCCUCGAGGCUUAGGUACCGGUGUUCCUAUGACUCCAAGUGCAACCCCAGACGCAUAUCGAGGCUUGCGUUCAAUAGCCGAUGCUCGUCUAGCUGCUAGGUAUAAAGCCCGUUCCGCUCGAAUUCCGAUUAUUAUCAUACCGGCUGCGCCUACAAGUCUGAUCACAAUGUACAACGCGCGCGAUGUACUACAAGAACUGUCCUUCGUCACUUCACAAGAGAAGCAAGCCGCAGGAGUACGUAGGGAGAACGAAAUUUUGAUUCAUCGUCAGAAACCAGACGGUCGAAGUGUUCCAUAUCGCGUGAUCGACCAACCAAGCAAACUACAGCCGGAUGAAUGGAAUCGCGUGGUAGCCGUCUUUGUUCAGGGACAGACCUGGCAAUUCAAAGGAUGGCCGAUUGGAUCAGAUCCAGCCGUCAUCUUCUCUUUGGUCAAAGGAUUUCACUUGAAAUACACCAGCAUGCCUUUGGACGCAAAUGUUGCCAAAUGGAACGUUCGCGUGAUUAAUCUGGACCAGCGUCGUCAUUUGGAUAAAGCCAACUUUCAACAGAUUUGGGAUCAGUUAGACAAGCAUAUCGCGAAGUGCAAACCGUUCCUACGCGCUUAGUCACUUUUGAACGCACAAUGUUUUUUCGCUCGUUUGGAUACCUUUUUCCCUGUACAUAUUACUUCGUUUGAUUUAAACGUUUGUUAUGCCGCCCAUGGUCUACUUCUUUCCCUUAUGUGUAACAAAUUCGAAAUGCAUUUAUCUUGG
This is a messenger RNA of Dicrocoelium dendriticum, 1236 nucleotides long. NCBI's taxonomy places the organism in Eukaryota, Metazoa, Platyhelminthes, Trematoda, Plagiorchiida, Dicrocoeliidae. The record is from the annotation of a GenBank genome assembly.